This is a messenger RNA of Chanos chanos (milkfish), 1368 nucleotides long. It is a transcript of the gene elavl4, whose product is annotated as ELAV like neuron-specific RNA binding protein 4. The record is from RefSeq and is a predicted model, not a curated record. Gene Ontology annotation, molecular function: RNA binding. Gene Ontology annotation, cellular component: ribonucleoprotein complex. The transcript is spliced from 9 exons. Lineage: Eukaryota; Metazoa; Chordata; Actinopteri; Gonorynchiformes; Chanidae. The coding region runs from base 1 to 1368 and encodes 455 amino acids.
AUGUUUGAAAUCAGCCGAACUCUGAACGCUGCAUUGUUGAGCAAUGAGUAUCUCAGGAUGAUGGUGAGGUACUCGCAGAAUUUGGGACUAGCCCCAGCUGAAGGUUCCAGCCCUGGGCUGCCCUCCUUGGUUUUACCCAGAGAUCUCCCAUCCAUCCAGAUGGGCUCCAGGUCACUAUUGGGAUCCACAGAGACUCAAUGGCGUCAGGCUGACCUGCCGCAGCUACAGGGCUGGACAGAGAAGGGAUUGCUGACACAGCCAAAGAUGAUAAUCAGCAACAUGGAGCCUCAGGUGACGAACGGGCCGAACCCGGCCACGGCCAACGGACCCUCCAGCAACAGCCGUAGCUGCCCCUCCCCCAUGCAGACGGGAGGCUCCAACGAUGACAGCAAAACGAACCUCAUCGUCAACUACCUGCCCCAGAACAUGACCCAGGAGGAGUUCCGCAGCCUCUUUGGUAGCAUCGGAGAGAUCGAGUCCUGCAAGCUGGUUCGGGACAAGAUCACAGGGCAGAGUCUUGGUUAUGGUUUUGUCAACUACAUUGACCCAAAGGAUGCAGAGAAAGCCAUUAACACAUUAAACGGACUCAGACUUCAAACCAAAACGAUCAAGGUGUCAUACGCACGGCCCAGUUCAGCCUCUAUCCGGGAUGCAAACCUGUACGUAAGUGGCCUCCCCAAGACCAUGACCCAGAAGGAGCUGGAGCAGCUCUUCUCCCAGUACGGACGGAUCAUUACCUCCCGUAUCCUGGUGGACCAGGUCACUGGCCCCACAGGUGGUUCCCGGGGUGUGGGGUUCAUCCGCUUUGAUAAGAGGAUAGAGGCGGAGGAAGCCAUCAAGGGGUUGAACGGGCAGAAGCCUUCUGGAGCUGCUGAGCCCAUCACCGUCAAAUUCGCCAACAACCCCAGCCAGAAAACCAGCCAAGCCCUGCUCUCCCAGCUCUACCAGUCUCCUAACCGCCGAUAUCCAGGUCCCCUCCACCACCAAGCCCAGAGGUUCAGGCUGGACAAUUUGCUUAAUAUGGCCUAUGGCGUAAAGAGAUUUUCACCAAUCACCAUUGAUAGUAUGACCAGCCUGGUUGGGAUGAAUAUUCCAGGUCACACAGGCACGGGCUGGUGUAUAUUUGUGUACAACCUCUCUCCAGACUCAGACGAGAGUGUGCUGUGGCAGCUGUUCGGGCCCUUUGGGGCGGUCAACAACGUCAAAGUCAUCCGCGACUUCAACACCAACAAGUGCAAGGGGUUCGGUUUCGUCACCAUGACGAAUUAUGACGAGGCAGCCAUGGCGAUAGCCAGUCUGAACGGAUACCGGUUGGGCGACCGCGUCUUGCAAGUCUCCUUCAAGACCAACAAGACCCACAAAUCCUGA